Molecule: messenger RNA, 534 nt
Organism: Lachancea mirantina
Lineage: Eukaryota; Fungi; Ascomycota; Saccharomycetes; Saccharomycetales; Saccharomycetaceae
Source: the annotation of a GenBank genome assembly
AUGGCUAGGAAUCGUAGCAAGAGGACUUACGAUGAGGUAGAGCGCUUUUUGAAUGGUUCGAUUCCGCAGGAAAUUGAAGAUGAUAUACUGAGUGCUUUCGCAAAUUAUAACAUCGAGCGUGAUAUGACGCGUGAAGACCUAAGCAGUUUCUUCCAGGAAUUGCAGCUACCUUCUGAAGUGACGAAAUUUUAUGAUUUGAAUGAUUUGUGUAUCGGGGGUACCCAGAUAGUGGAUUUCGAAAAGCUGUUACGAGCAACGUAUCACGUUCUGGUUUUCAUGAAUAAUAUGGCUGUCAUUGACGGAUUUUGGGAAAUGCUGGUCAAAGCGUGUGGGCGAGACGUGGCUUUCCCCAAAGUUCUCCUGAAAAACCACGUUUUGAGCAUCAAAGAUCUGCAAAAAGUCGCCAACAGUGCAAGUGUCGAAAGCACAGGUCUCGUUGAGAUGAUGAGCGUCGCGACGCACGGAAAACGCGUUUUCAUGACCUGGUUAGACUUGGCGUAUAUACUGGGCAAAUUAGGCAUUCUUGCGUUCUGA